This is a messenger RNA of Synchiropus splendidus (mandarinfish), 2344 nucleotides long. RefSeq names its product tRNA methyltransferase 2 homolog B (gene trmt2b). The transcript is spliced from 2 exons. Gene Ontology annotation, molecular function: tRNA (uracil(54)-C5)-methyltransferase activity, S-adenosyl methionine-dependent. Gene Ontology annotation, biological process: RNA processing. NCBI's taxonomy places the organism in Eukaryota, Metazoa, Chordata, Actinopteri, Syngnathiformes, Callionymidae. The record is from RefSeq and is a predicted model, not a curated record. Bases 44 to 1468 code for a protein of 474 amino acids.
CCGUACGUGUAGUGUAUUUCUCUCGUUACUUGAGACGUCUAUAAUGGCGGUAACGUGUUAUUAUAAGUCGUUGCUGUGUAGUAGAAAGUUCAGUCACUGUUCGAAGAAUUUGAGCGUGUUGUUUUCUACGAGUCCGAGUGCUCACAGAAAGAGGAAGUGGAGUAAAGGACGCGUGAGUGCCGCCUGGCCUGAUGAGCGCACUUGGGAGGAGAGGCUGGCGGACGCGGUCACUCCUCUGUGGAGGCUGACUUAUGAUGAGCAGCUCGAGAUCAAGCAGAGGAAACUGGAGCACAUUUUGACACAGCUAUGCAGACAUAUAUCGCAGUCAUCCACCAGCAAAAUGAACUUUCCCCUCCUGCCUAUCCUCCGUUCACCUGUUGUGGACGGCUACCGCAACAAGUCUACAUUUUCCAUCAACAGAGGUGUUGAUGGGCAUCCAAAGACAGUGGGCUAUUACCUGGGCACUGGCAGGCAGGGCAACAUCGUCUGUGUGAGUGGAGAUCACCUGAACAACUUGCCAGAUAAGCACAAACUGGUGGCCAGACAUUACCAGGACUUCGCUCGUAUGUCCUCGCUGGAGCCCUGUCUGCUGUUCCACACUGGGGGGAACUGGAGAGAGCUUACGGUCAGGACCAAUAAUGCGGGCCACACCAUGGCUGUGGUGUAUUUUCAUCCUCAGAGGCUCACCCAGGAGGAGGUGGGCCUCCACAAGGCUGAGCUGGUGGACUAUUUCACCAGUGGUCCUGGAUCCGUGUGUCAGCUGGAUUCACUUUUCUUCCAAGAGAGCACCAAGACUCGCUGCACCCAUGAGGAGUCUCCAUACCAGCUGCUGUACGGCCUGCCACACAUCUACGAAGAGGUGCUCUGCUUUUGCUUCCGCAUAUCUGCUGAUGCUUUUUUUCAAGUCAACCAGGCAGCAGCUCAGGUCCUCUAUGGCACAGUGAGAGACUUGUGUGUCCCAGACUUAGGUGGGACCAAGACUGGAGGGACACUCUUGGAUGUGUGCUGUGGAACAGGAGCCAUUGGCAUCACUCUAUCCCCCAGGGUGGACAGAAUCAUCGGGAUCGAGCUGAUAGAGCAGGCAGUGAAAGAUGCUCGACACAAUGCGGAAGUGAAUUACGUCUCAAACUGUGAGUUUAUCCCGGGGAAAGCUGAGGUGGUUCUCCCGAAACUCAUGCUCCAGAUGGGCUCUUCGUACGGAAGCGUCACAGCUGUGGUAAACCCAGCUCGAGCUGGUUUACAUUAUCGUGUAAUCCGAGCUUUACGGAACCAAACGGCAAUCCGCAGGCUCGUUUACGUCUCCUGUAAACCGGACGGGGAGGCCAUGAGGAACUUUCAGGAGCUGUGCUGUGCUCCAGAUCCGCUGAAGAAACUUACAGCGGAACCCUUCUCUCCAACUCUUGCUGUUCCUGUUGACAUGUUUCCACAUACGGAGCACUGUGAGCUGGUGCUGCUUUUUGAGAGGUAGCAGAAGCUCAAACAGACUAUAUAAACAGAAUCAUGCUGUUAAACUGUGAUGGAAUGUGGAAUUUAUACCAAAGCUGUAACGCUUUAUGAAUGCCUUUUUUUUUCAGUUGGAAAAUAUAGUGUUUUAUGCGAUUUGAAAAAAUGCCCCCACUUCAUGUAAAAGUUCUCUGAAUCAAUUGUUAUAAGUGUUAUUAUGAUGUUAAAUGCCACUGAAAGGGCCAGUCAUACUCUGGAUUUUUUUCUUUGGACCAUCAGGAUGGCUGUCACAGAUCCUGCACCUUCAUUAAUAUACACUACAUUGGUGUGAUGUUAUCCUGACUCCAGAAAUGGCACAUCGCCCAUGCUUUAUUCUUUUUCCUGCCCACAAGGUUCCACAGGAAUGUGAAGGGUAUUUUCAGGUAAGCAAUGAUGGCGAGGAAGGCAACUGCAGCCACUUAAAUUCCUUCAUGGUCCAAUGAAGAACCCACAGAAUUACCAGAGAUUGAACAGAGUGGAAGUGCAGUGACUUUUUUUUCUUAGUCUGUAGCUUCUUUGCUCAACAUUGCUCGAGAGUCUCACGCUUCAAUUACUCACCACUCAUUCAACAAAUUAUUGAGCCCUGUAUUUUGAGUUAUUUUUUUUCAAUCAGAGGAAAGAGGAAACAUAAUCAACACAUCUGAUCAGUGACAAUGACAUGUAUAACCAACAACAGCCUUAUUAAAUGGGUCAAUAUGUACUGAAUUAUAAUUGUCUAGAACCAAAAACAGCGUUCAUUUACCCAUGCAGUCAAAGUAGAGACACUUGGACUGACCAUGCCCCAUCCAUUGUCUGCUGUCAGUGGGAGUGUAUUGCAAAAAUGUAUAUUUUAUGACUGUAUUACUGUACUACUACAUUUAGU